AUGGAGACUUUGCUGGUGACGAUGUUGAGGUUGUGGACGAGAUCCAAUGAAGAUGAUGACAUAUCUGAUUUGCUCAGAGACUUAGCUGCUGGCUUAGAUGAUAGGGGAGAUUAUGAGGAAGAUAGUUCUGUUCCAGAUCCUUGUAAGGAGCUAGUUGCCAUUCAAAAGUUAGUCAUAGAAAACAGCAAAGAAUUGUUCCCUCAUUGCAAGAAAUAUACACAACUUCGAUUUAUUAUUAGAUUGCUCCACAUCAAGCUCCUUGGAGGAUGGUCUGACAAAUCUUUCAACCUGCUACUAGAUCUACUUAAUGAUGCAUUCCCUGAGGGUUCAGCACUAGCUAAAACCUUUCAUGAGGCUAAGAAAUUAGUGAAAACCAUAGGAAUUGGGUAUACUAGUAUUCAUGCCUAUGAAAACAAUUGCAUUCUCUAUUGGAAGGGGAACGUAGAUUUGGAUUCAUGUCCAAAGUAUAUGAUUGAACAUGGUGUUAGAACUUAUGAUGCUUCGAGGGGAGAGUUCUUCCAAUUGCGGGCAGCAAUAUUGUGGACUAUUACUGAUUUCCCUGAUCUAGGAUACGUGUCAGGAUCUGUGACAUCCGGUGAAGCAGCGUGUCCUGAUUGCCACUUCUUUACAUAUUCCUUUAGGCUUGGUAAUGGUAGCAAGAAUAUUUAUAUGGGCCAUCGAAGAUUCUUGCAUGAAAAUCACCCAUUUAGGUUUGAUGCCGAUAAAUUUGGUGGUACUGAGUUUAGGACAGCACCUACACCACUUACUGGGGAGGAAAUUUUGGAGUGCAUUAAAGAUCUUAGCACUAGUUUUGGAAAGGAUCCAUCUGGAAAGAAACCAACACGCAAGAAACGCCAGGAAGGUGAACCAUUAGUAAUUUUCAAGAGAAGAUCUGUUUGGUUCAAACUUCCAUAUUGGAAAGAUUUGAUGUUGAGACAUAAUUUUGACUUCAUGCACAUAGGCAAAAAUGUUUGUGAAAGCUUACUGAACACAUUCUUGGGCACUGUUGGAAAAUCAAAGGAUAAUCUGAACUCUCGCUUAGACCUUCAAGCUCUAGGUAUUAGAAGCGAUCUUCACCCAGUUGAACUAGAUGACCAAUUUUAUUUGCCACCUGCACCAUACUCAAUGAGUCCUGAUGAGAUGAAAUUAUUUUGCCAAAUACUAAAAGGGGUGAAGUUUCCUGAUGGUUAUGCAUCUAAUAUAAGACAUAAUGUACAUGUGAAUGAGAGGAAGGUAUUUGGGCUUAAGAGUCAUGAGAGCCACAUUAUUCUACAAGACUUGCUUCCAAUUGUUGUGAGAAAAAUAUUACCAGAAACAGUCAGUGCUGUAGUGAUUUGUAUAUGUACUUUCUUCAAGAAACUUUCUGCCCCUAUCAUUCGAAUAAGCGAUAUGGAAAGUCCACAGGCUGAAAUAGCUGAAACCUUGAGCCCUCUUGAGACUAUAUUCCUUCCAUCUUUUUUCGACAUGAUGAGGUAUCUCAUGAGAUUGAAGGGUUCUGUACGUACCAAAAGUCAUCAUGAGGGAUCAAUUAUGGAGUGGUCUAAUUUCACUAAGUGCCUUACACUUUGUUCUCGCUAUCUACAUGGUGACACACAAAUUUACCGCCAAAUUAGAAAUGACCAAGAUGAUAGUACAACUCCUUUCUUCCAUAGCAUUGGGCAAGGACUGACUGGAAAAUGCACAUUUAGUUUAGACCACAAGACCUGGAUACAAGCUCAUAGAUAUGUUUUGUUCAACUAUGGCAACAUAGUACCGUACUUGGAAACUAAUUCUACAGGUCCUUUUCAGGAAAACAAAUGGCAAGCGGAAGAGGAAGUAAGAACUCAUAAGACCAAUGAUGGAGAAACCCAUGAUCAUAAUUUGCGCCCAAGGCCACAAACAAACCCCACAGUGAAUGUGAAUGAACAAAUUGAAGAAGAAGAUUUAGACUGUGAACAAAUUGAUGAAGAUUGGGAAUGUGAAGUAAUUGGAGAUUUCUUAGGUGACAAUGAAGGUUUUUAUGGCACUACAGAAAAGAGGAAAGGAAGAAGUAUCACUGUACUGAAGGACAUCUUUGAAAGGCCACCUGGCAUGCCUAAAAUCAAAGUUCCAGUCAAUCACCUCGGUCAGCAUGUUGGAGAUAACUAUAGGAGGUUUUGUAGUGCUGUUGGGUGCCAUGUGAGAAAGAAUCUGUCUGUUGCUUGUCCUGAUUGGAGGAAAAUUGAUAUUAAAAAAAAGAUGGCAGUAUGGGCAGACAUAAAGGCUCGCACAAUACAAGCCAAAGCCAACCGUGCAAAGUUGACCAUACAUCAUACAUCAGGUAGCAAGAGCUUUGCUCAAUCAGCGCAUAAAAUGAAUAAACUAAAAUCAAUUAUUGAGGAACAUCCUGAGUUGACACAAAAGACAAUCCAAGAAGGUGAUGCAUUUGUUGCUGCUUGUGGAGAAAAAGAGCCAAAAGGACGUGUGCGUGUUUUGGGUCUAGGUCCAACUCCCCAAAGUGUUGGUACCCCAGGGGUGAAGUCUUACAUACCAACAAGGAUUCAAGUGGAAGUGAUGGCCCGUAGAGAUGCAAAAGUAGCCCGUAGAGAUGCAGAAGCUGAGCAAGAAGCUCUACGACAACGCAUAAUGGAGCUAGAACAACAACUGUUGGAGGAAAGGUUAGAGCAUGAAAGGGCAAACAUGGAAAACAUCUCACAGAAUGGCUCUAAUUCACGACAUCUCAUGAGCCCAAGGUCUGAAAAUGAUGGAGUUGGGAUAGAUUUUGAUGCUGAAUUUCAUGAAGAUGAUAAUGCAUAUGCAGAACAAUCUAAUGAGUGUGAAUACACGACUAUGCGAAGGAUAGCAGCAGCCCCAUCCCAGCAGCCCCAUCAAUCCACCAUCAGAGCAGCCCCCUCAAUCCACCAUGAGAGCACCCCCAUCCCAGUAGCCCACUCAAUCAAUCAUGAGAGCAGCCCCAUCCUAGCAGCCCCUCAAUCCACCAUGAGAGCACCCCAUCCCAAAGCCCCUCAAUCCACCAUGAGAGCAGCCCCAUCCCAAAGAGCCCACUCAAUCCACUAG
Molecule: messenger RNA, 3036 nt
Organism: Miscanthus lutarioriparius
Lineage: Eukaryota; Viridiplantae; Streptophyta; Magnoliopsida; Poales; Poaceae
Source: the annotation of a GenBank genome assembly